AUGGGCCCUACAUCUGCACCUUGGACAGCACCUCCAGAAAAGGCCAAAGACAAAGGGAAGAAAGGAAAGAAGGAGAAAGGCCCCAAGGCGACCAAGAAGCUGCUGGAGGGAUCCCCUAGGCCACCCAAGAAGCCCAAGGAGAAGCCACCCAAGGCCACCAAGAAGCCCAAGGAGAAGCCACCCAAGGCCACCAAGAAGCCCAAGGAGAAGCCACCCAAGGCCACCAAGAGGCCCAAGGAGAAGCCACCCAAGACCACCACAAGGCCCUUGGCUGGGAAGAGGCACCCUAACCCAACUCCCUCAGAAGCCUUGUGGUGGCCACUGCCCCCGCCCCUCAGCCCCAGCCCCGAGGAGCCACUGCAGGAGGAAGGUGGGGCCCUCCCAAGUCCCUGGCAGGGUCCAGCAGGAGAGACCCGUGUAGAGCACCAGCCUGAGCCGGAGGAAGAAACGGAGCAGCCCACCCUGGACUACAACGACCAGAUAGAGAGGGAAGACUACGAGGACUUUGAGUACAUCCGGCGCCAGAAGCAGCCCAGACCACCCCCCAGCAGGAGGAAGCCUGAGAGGCCCUGGCCUGAGCACCCUGAGGAGAAGGCCGAGCCCCCGGGACAGGGGGUUGAUGCCCCAGGGGAGAAGAAGGAGAGGACAGAGCCGCCUCUGAAGCCCCUGCUGCCCCUGCUGCCCCCCGACUAUGGGGAUGGUUAUGUGAUUCCAGACUACGACAACAUGGACUAUUACUUCCGGCCUCCCAGCCCCCGGAAGCCUGGCACUGAGCUGGAGACUGACGAAGAGAAGGAGCUGAAGAAACCCAAAAAGGAGGGCAGCAGCCCCAAGGAGGAGGAGACAGUUGACAAAUGGAAAUUGGAGAAAGGCAAGGACCAAAAAGGGCCCCGGAAGGGCGAGGAGGUAGAGGAAGAGUGGGCUCCAGCAGAGAAAAUCAAGUGCCCCCCCAUUGGGAUGGAGUCGCAUCGCAUCGAGGACAAUCAGAUUAGGGCCUCCUCCAUGCUGCGCCAUGGCCUGGGGGCCCAGCGAGGCCGGCUCAACAUGCAGGCUGGUGCCACUGAGGAUGACUACUAUGACGGGGCAUGGUGUGCUGAGGAUGAUGCUCAGAACCAGUGGAUAGAGGUGGACACCAGGAGGACCACCAGGUUCACAGGCGUCAUCACCCAGGGCCGUGACUCCAGUGUCCAUGACGACUUUGUGACUUCCUUCUUCGUGGGCUUCAGCAAUGACAGCCUGACAUGGGUGAUGUACACCAAUGGCUACGAGGAAAUGACCUUCCACGGGAAUGUGGACAAGGACACACCUGUGCUGAGCGAGCUCCCGGAGCCAGUGGUAGCCCGCUUCAUCCGCGUGUACCCCCUCACCUGGAAUGGCAGCCUGUGCAUGCGCCUGGAGGUGCUGGGUUGCCCUGUGUCCCCUGUCCACAGCUACUACGCACAGAAUGAGGUGGUCACCACUGACAACCUGGACUUCCGACACCACAGCUACAAGGACAUGCGCCAGCUGAUGAAGGUGGUAAAUGAGGAGUGCCCCACGAUCACCCGCACAUACAGCCUAGGAAAGAGUUCACGGGGGCUCAAGAUCUACGCCAUGGAGAUCUCCGACAACCCUGGGGAUCAUGAGCUGGGGGAGCCCGAGUUCCGCUAUACAGCUGGGAUCCAUGGCAAUGAGGUCCUAGGCCGUGAGCUGCUGCUGCUGCUCAUGCAAUACCUGUGCCGCGAGUACCGUGAUGGGAACCCCCGAGUUCGCAGCCUGGUGCACGACACCCGCAUCCACCUGGUGCCCUCACUGAACCCCGACGGCUAUGAGGUGGCAGCGCAGAUGGGCUCAGAGUUUGGGAACUGGGCGUUGGGGCUGUGGACCGAGGAGGGCUUCGACAUCUAUGAGGACUUCCCGGAUCUCAACUCUGUGCUUUGGGGAGCUGAGGAGAGGAAAUGGGUCCCUUACCGGGUCCCCAACAACAACCUGCCCAUCCCUGAACGCUACCUCUCUCCAGAUGCCACGGUGUCCACUGAGGUCCGGGCCAUCAUUGCUUGGAUGGAGAAGAACCCGUUUGUGCUGGGGGCGAACCUGAACGGAGGCGAACGGCUUGUGUCCUACCCCUACGACAUGGAACGCACACCCAGCCAGGAGCAGCUCAUGGCUGCAGCCCUGGCGGCUGCCCGCGGAGAGGACCAAGACGAGGCAUCUGAGGCCCAGGAGACUCCGGACCACGCCAUCUUCCGCUGGCUGGCCAUCUCCUUCGCCUCGACCCACCUUACCAUGACAGAGCCCUACCGGGGAGGGUGCCAAGCACAGGACCACACCGGGGGCAUGGGCAUCGUCAAUGGGGCUAAGUGGAACCCCAGAUCCGGGACCAUCAACGACUUCAGUUACCUGCACACCAACUGCCUGGAGCUCUCCAUCUACCUGGGCUGCGACAAGUUCCCUCACGAAAGCGAGCUGCCCCGAGAGUGGGAAAACAGCAAGGAGGCCCUGCUCACCUUCAUGGAGCAGGUUCACCGUGGCAUCAAGGGGGUUGUGACCGAUGAACAGGGCAUCCCUAUUGCCAAUGCCACCAUCUCCGUGAGUGGCAUUAACCACGGUGUGAAGACAGCCAGCGGUGGCGAUUACUGGCGCAUCCUGAACCCCGGGGAGUACCGUGUGACGGUCCAGGCGGAGGGCUACACGCCGAGCGCCAAGACCUGCAACGUGGACUAUGACAUCGGGGCCACCCAGUGCAACUUCAUCCUGGCGCGCUCCAACUGGAAACGCAUCCGGGAGAUCUUGGCCAUGAACGGGAACCGGCCCAUCCCUCGCAUCGACCCUUCGCGCCCCAUGACCCCCCAGCAGCGGCGCCUGCAGCAGCGGCGCCUGCAGUACCGGCUGCGCAUGCGUGAACAGAUGCGGCUCCGCCGCCUCAACGCCACCGCGGGCCCAGCCACCACCUCCGCGCUGCCCCCCACGCUUCCCCCCGCGUUGGUCCCCACCCUUUCCCUUGCCCCCUCUCCUGUCCCCAGCUCCACCCUGGGGCCCUGGCGCUUUCAACCUGAGACCACAGCUGACUGGGAGGAGUCUGAGACUGAGACCUACACGGAGGUGGUAACGGAGUUUGGGACUGAGCUGGGGCCUGAGUUUGGGCCGGAGGAGGAGGGGGAGGAGGGGGAGGAGCAGAUGGUCACGGGCCCCGAGCUCCCCUUCACCACAGUGGAGACCUACACAGUGAACUUUGGGGACUUCUGAGAACAGGUCUGAAAAUGCCAGAGCCCGCACCAGGGGUCACGUAGCCGCCAGCUCAGCAGCCAUCAGCACACUAAGGCCCCCCUGGUGUGGGCACACAUGUAACCAACACAGAAGAGCCAGGGUCUGCCAGGCUCCUGGACUGCCUGCCGGCCUGAGAGACGACAGACCGCUGCAGGCAGAGGUGGGGCAGGCUUCUCAAUCGCCAGCCCAGGCCACACUAAUAAACAAGCUCAUGGCA
Miniopterus natalensis is the source of this 3463-nucleotide messenger RNA. Lineage: Eukaryota; Metazoa; Chordata; Mammalia; Chiroptera; Miniopteridae. The record is from RefSeq and is a predicted model, not a curated record.